CAACUUCAGGCUGCUCAGAGGAAGCCCGUGCAGUCAGUCACCUGGGUGCAAGAGCGUUGCUGCCUCGGGCUCUCCCUCUGCAGGGAGAGCGGCACUCGCUGGCCUGGAUGUGGUUGGAUUUAGGGGGGCUCCGCAGCAGGGGUUUCGUGGCGGUGGCAAGCGCUGCAACAGGUAGACGGCGACAGACGGACCCCGGCCGAGGCAGAUAUUAAGUUCUAUGAGGAUCAUAUUCAUCGACUCGUAUUUUCAGUACUCACUAUGAUGGAGACCAAAGGCUACCACAGUCUCCCUGAAGGUCUAGAUAUGGAAAGACGGUGGGGUCAAGUUUCUCAGGCUGUGGAGCAUUCUUCCCUGGGACCUACAGAGAGGACCGAUGAGAAUAACUACAUGGAGAUUGUCAACGUAAGCUGUGUUUCCGGUGCUAUUCCAAACAACAGUACUCAAGGAAGCAGCAAAGAAAAACACGAACUACUCCCUUGCCUUCAGCAAGACAGUAAUCGGCCUGGGAUUUUAACAGCUGAUAUUAAAACUGAGCUGGAAUCUAAGGAACUUUCAGCAACUGUAGCUGAGUCCAUGGGUUUAUAUAUGGAUUCUGUAAGAGAUGCUGACUAUUCCUAUGAACAGCAGAACCAGCAAGGAAGCAUGAGUCCAGCUAAGAUUUAUCAGAAUGUUGAACAGCUGGUGAAAUUUUACAAAGGAAAUGGCCAUCGUCCUUCCACUCUAAGUUGUGUGAACAGGCCCUUGAGAUCAUUUAUGUCUGACUCUGGGAGCUCCAUGAAUGGUGGCGUCAUGCGUGCCAUUGUUAAAAGCCCUAUCAUGUGUCAUGAGAAAAGCCCGUCUGUUUGCAGCCCUCUGAACAUGACAUCUUCGGUUUGCAGCCCUGCUGGAAUCAACUCUGUGUCCUCCACCACAGCCAGCUUUGGCAAUUUUCCAGUGCACAGCCCAAUCACCCAGGGAACUCCUCUGACAUGCUCUCCUAAUGUUGAAAAUCGAGGCUCCAGGUCACACAGCCCUGCACAUGCUAGCAACGUGGGCUCUCCUCUCUCAAGUCCGUUAAGUAGCAUGAAAUCCUCAAUUUCCAGCCCUCCAAGUCACUGCAGUGUAAAAUCUCCAGUCUCCAGUCCCAAUAACGUCACUCUGAGAUCCUCUGUAUCUAGCCCUGCAAAUAUCAACAACUCAAGGUGCUCUGUUUCCAGCCCUUCCAACACUAAUAACAGAUCCACGCUUUCGAGUCCGGCAGCCAGUACUGUGGGAUCUAUCUGUAGCCCUGUAAACAAUGCCUUCAGCUACACUGCUUCUGGCACCUCUGCUGGAUCCAGUACAUCACGGGAUGUGGUUCCCAGUCCAGACACACAGGAGAAAGGUGCUCAAGAGGUCCCUUUUCCUAAGACUGAGGAAGUAGAGAGUGCCAUCUCAAAUGGUGUGACUGGCCAGCUUAAUAUUGUCCAGUACAUAAAACCAGAACCAGAUGGAGCUUUUAGCAGCUCAUGUCUAGGAGGAAAUAGCAAAAUAAAUUCGGAUUCUCCAUUCUCAGUACCAAUAAAGCAAGAAUCAACCAAGCAUUCAUGUUCGGGUACCUCUUUUAAAGGGAAUCCAACAGUAAACCCAUUUCCAUUUAUGGAUGGCUCGUAUUUUUCCUUUAUGGAUGAUAAAGACUAUUAUUCCCUAUCAGGAAUUUUAGGACCACCUGUGCCCGGCUUUGAUGGUAACUGUGAAGGCAGCGGAUUCCCAGUGGGUAUUAAACAAGAACCAGAUGAUGGGAGCUAUUACCCGGAGGCCAGCAUCCCUUCCUCUGCCAUUGUUGGGGUGAAUUCAGGUGGACAGUCCUUCCACUACAGGAUUGGUGCUCAGGGUACAAUAUCUUUAUCGCGAUCGGCUAGAGACCAAUCUUUCCAACACCUGAGUUCCUUUCCUCCUGUCAAUACUUUAGUGGAGUCAUGGAAAUCACACAGUGACCUGUCGUCUAGAAGAAGUGAUGGGUAUCCGGUCUUAGAAUACAUUCCAGAAAAUGUAUCAAGCUCUACUUUACGAAGUGUUUCUACUGGAUCUUCAAGACCUUCAAAAAUAUGUUUGGUGUGUGGGGAUGAGGCUUCAGGAUGUCAUUAUGGGGUAGUCACCUGUGGCAGCUGCAAAGUUUUCUUCAAAAGAGCAGUGGAAGGUAAAUGUUCAUGGCAACACAACUAUUUAUGUGCUGGAAGAAAUGAUUGCAUCAUUGAUAAGAUUCGACGAAAGAAUUGUCCUGCUUGCAGACUUCAGAAAUGUCUUCAAGCUGGAAUGAAUCUAGGAGCACGAAAGUCAAAGAAGUUGGGAAAGUUAAAAGGGAUUCACGAGGAGCAGCCACAGCAGCAGCAGCCCCCACCCCCACCCCCACCCCCGCAAAGCCCAGAGGAAGGGACAACGUACAUCGCUCCUGCAAAAGAACCCUCCGUCAACACAGCACUGGUUCCUCAGCUCUCCACCAUCUCACGAGCACUCACACCUUCCCCCGUUAUGGUCCUUGAAAACAUUGAACCCGAAAUUGUGUAUGCAGGCUAUGACAGCUCAAAACCAGAUACGGCCGAAAAUCUGCUCUCCACGCUCAACCGCUUAGCAGGCAAACAGAUGAUCCAAGUCGUGAAGUGGGCAAAGGUACUUCCAGGAUUUAAAAACUUGCCUCUUGAGGACCAAAUUACCCUAAUCCAGUAUUCUUGGAUGUGUCUAUCAUCAUUUGCCUUGAGCUGGAGAUCGUACAAACAUACGAACAGCCAAUUUCUCUAUUUUGCACCAGACCUAGUCUUUAAUGAACAAAUGCAGAGCAACAAGGAAUUUGAGUUGCCAAGAGAGCACAUUGCAGCUGAGCUCACACAAGCGGCCACUCCACCAUCUUGUUUCAGCUUUCAUGCUAUACACUCAUCCUUUUCACAGUCUAUUUAGUGCCACAUGUUUUGCAUUUUUAUGCCUUUUGGUGAUUUCACCGUUUAAGUUGGCUGGCUGCUAGAUGUAGUGCUGAAGGGCUAGCUAGUGUUCUUCAGCUCAAGAAAGCUAUGAUGUGCCUCACAAAGAAAAUAGGUGUGUCAGAUAAUCAUUACUGAAGUGUAAGUUAUGGUUCUGCAGGCUGUAGUUCAGUGUUAACAAACCAGGAAUAUAUGUUAAGUAAGAUGUCUUUAAACAGAAAUACACAUGAAACAAAAUUAGGUAUAGAUCAGUUGAUGAAAUGUGACCAGAGGUGGUAAGGACCAUUACCCCAGACUUCCUCUAUAGGAGGGAUAGUUGUACAUUUGCUAAUUCAGUGUUUGCUGCUGUGACUUUAUAGAACAUGACUACAGCAAAUAUUUUAUCCAAUCAUCUGUUAAUGGGCAGUUUAGUUGUUUCUACCUUUGACUGUUAUGAAUAACGUUGCACUGAAUAUGGGUAUACAAAUAUAUCUUUGAGAUGCUGCUUUCAGUUAUUUCAGUACCUAGAAUUGGAAUCCCUGGGCAUAUGGUACCUCUGUGUUUAACUUUUUAAGGAGACACCACACUCUUUUUCCACAGCAGUUGCACCAUUUUGCAUUCCCACCAGCAAUGUACAAGGGUUCUAAUUUCUCCACAUCCUUGCCAGCACUUUUUUCUUUUUAUUAACUAGCCAUCCCAGUAGGCAUGACGUGGUAUCUCACUGUAGUUUUAAUUUGCAUUUCCCUAAUAGCUAAUGAUGUUGGACAUGUUUUCAUAUGCUUAUGGGCCAUUUGUAUAUCUUCUCUGUAGAACUGUUCAUGUAAGUUCUUUACCCAUUUUUUAAUUGGAUUAUAUGUCUUUUUGUACUUAAGUUGUAGGAGUUCUUUAUGUAUUAUGGAUAUUAAACCCUUAUCAGAGGCAUGAUUUGUAAAUAUGUCUCUCAACCUGUGACUUGCCUUUUUACUCUGUUGAAAGUGUCCUUUGAUGCACAAACAUUCAUAAGUGCAGUGAAGUCAAAAUCUCUUCUUCUGUUGCCUUUUCUUGGGUGUCACUUAUUACUUUUUAAUUGUUUAUAAAUAUCUGAAUAUAAAGGGCUCCAAACAAUUACAGAAUUGUAAGAAUGUUUUUUCAUAAAUGGAACUUAGGGGAAAGCACCUUAUAUUUGCAGACUGGGAAUAAUGUACUUAAAGAGGUUUGGAAAUAAAUAAGAAACAAAAAAAAAAAAAAAGAAAAGGUCAUAAAAGUUUUGUGUAUUUGUCUAUUCUAGAGAAUAUUGAUACAGAUAAAAUGGAAACAAUAAAAGAUAAAUGCUUUCUAAUAUUAAAAGUAGUUAAGUGUUAUUGAUGUAAUUCCAUUAGAAUGGACAUUUUGCUCUCUGUUCUUAAAACUUUUGACCUCAACCCAACCCAGACUUCUGUAGGGUUUCUUUCUAUCAACUAGAAAGAACAGAGCAAAGCUGUGUUUUUCAAGGGGCUAGGGUGGAUACUACUCUGGGGAAACAAUUGGAAAUUAUAUAAAGCCUUUUGGUCACAUUGCAUCAAAAAGAGAGCUCGAUGUGGCAGCUCUGUCACUGGGUACCAUGAUAGACCCUGUAUCUUUUAGGGAAAUCAGUAAGUUACAGAGCAUGCCCGAAUGCAUAUGUAUACAUGCUUCAUCUUGCAUUUAUUCCAGGAAUAUUUAUUAACUGUUGUCAGUAUUCUAAGCAGUAGUUUUAGAAUAGUGAGAGAAGAAAAUCCCUCUCUCAUAGAACAUACAGUCUACUGAUGUAUGACUGAUGUAGAGAGACAGAAAUACUGAGUUUUGUAAGUAAAAUAUAAUUGCGAUAAGUAUUGAAAGGAAAAGUGCUCUGAGAGCAGUUAAUUGGAGAGAUUGAUCUAGUCAGGAAAGUCUUCCCUGGGAAUGAUUAAACUGGUGUUCCCCAGGUGAAGGAAGUAUAUGAGGAGGAAAGUUGAUCUAGCCUGAGAGACCAGCAUGUGCAAAGGCCAAGUGACAGGAAGGAACAUGGGCCUUCAAUGAACUGAGAGCAAGACCGUGUGGCUGGAGGGGAGCCUAAGGCCAGGUCCUGUGGGUUUCAGAGGCCACAUCAGAGACUUGGCUCUUUAUUUUAAGAGCAGUGGAACAGCCAUUGAAUUAUUCUAAGUGAUGGGGUGGCAUUUCCAGAUUUGCUUCCUGAAAAGAUCCCUCUGAAUGCAGAAUGGAAAAUGGGUUAGAAGUGAGUCAGAGCAGAUCUUGGGAAACCAGAUCUUAUGAUGGGAAUUCAGGUGAUAGUGUAAGGUGAAAUCAACAAGAAUUGCUAGUGGUUGGAUAUUGGCAAGGACUGGAGUAGGGGAAGAAUUAGCUGUCUAGGAAGACUUGCAAGCCUCUGCCAUAAGUGCCAGGAAAGAUUUGGUGCCCCUCACUGGGAUGGGGAAUAAGGGAAGAAGACUCAGGUUUGGAAGGGCAGGGGAGGGGAGAGCCUGGGACCAAUUUUAAGGGUAAGAUUGACUUGCCUUUGAAAAAUUAUCCAAGAAGACAUUACAUAGGCAGUUAUUUCUACAGGUCAGAAACUAAAGAGGUGUCCUGGCUAAAGUUAAAAAUUUUAAACUCAUUUUGGAAGUAGUAGUUAAAAGAGGAAUGUCGUGACACGGAUCGCAAGGAAAGAGAUGACUUUAAGAAAGGAGAUGCGACUACCCUAUCAUGUUUUAUGUUUUUGUGAUCCCAGUGAGGUGUGACCUAGAAAACUCAAAGUAUGCCUCAUGCAUUGCCUGCCAAUGCCUUAUACAUUCAUAUCUUCUGAACAUGUUCUACGCUUUCCCUGAGUCAUUACCUGUGCUUUCAUACCCUUCCACAACGGCAAAGGCAGCAGUCUGGCAUUUUGUGUAAAGCAGUAGUGAUGCAGCUCGCUUGAGGGCAGAGUACACCGAUGUGGUCCUUGCUUGCUCCCCUACCAACCCUUGGCUGUUUACACCACCUCCCACCUGGUGUUGCCAGCUCUUAAGUGCGUGUAUCUCUGCCUUAUUUCACUGGCACACCUCAUUGAAGUCACACACUCUGUCUUAAUCAUUUUUGAAUCUCUAGCAGCUGGCAUUGUGCCUGAAUCAUAGUAGGUACUCCAUAAAUAUUUGCUGAAUAAAUGAAUUAUUGAACAAAUGAACCAAACAAUCUAUUAAUCAGUCCGAAAGGGGCUUCCUAAGUUUACAUUUCUAAUUAUGAGGAUGAAGUUUAUGAUGAAGUGGGAUGCAUGGCCUUCCUGAACAGAGGCAUUGCAAUAUUUAAAACAGAGGAACAAAACUUUGGGUUUACCUUCAGCUGUGACACAGAUCUGAAAGUUCCCAAAGAUCUUUUUCUCUGGUAUUAGCAUCACUGGAGAUGGAGGAAAGGUGGGAAAUAGGGAAUAAUAAAGGAAACAUUCUUUCUAAUUUUUUAUUAAACAUUGGGGUGAAGAUAUUAGUUAAUACUUUAAAUUAACAUAGAACUUUUCUUAUUAUAAACUCAAAACUUUUCAAAUGUGUAUUAAAUGAUUAAUUAUUCAAUUUUACCUUGAAAUAGCUUAUCAUAUAUUGCUACAGAUUGCUGCAAGUAUUCAAAUUUCUUAUCAAUUCACUACACAUAUUAAAACUCCCACUGAAGCCUGUAAUGACUUUUUUUUUUUUUUCAUUUUUUUUAUAAGUUCUGAAAUGAAGGUUCAGUAUUACUCUUUUACAUCUUGGCUGAUAUUUUAAAAUUAAACAUAUAUUAAAGACUUGCUUAUACUACCUCAAGUAGUAGCCCAGUAAAAAAUGUUUUUGAUGAUCUUUUACUGUCCUCAGCGUCUGAACUUUGGAUUGUUUUGGUUCACAGACUGUUGGCGAGAGUGAGAGAGGGUUGAAGUCUUAGUGGCACUUCAUGUGACUUCCACUAAGGUGACUUCCACCCACACCAUCCUGCGUCUGAAGCACUAGUUGUGUGAGGGCAGCUCCAUUAGAUGAGUACACAACUCAGUUGCCAUCGGCUACUUCUUCUCAUGUUUUCAUGGGGUGCUACCUGUUUCUUUGUGUCCCCCGUCGCUGGAUUAGUUUGCUGGCAUAGUCCAGUUGUCCUCAGUGAGGGUUCUCCCCGGGCCAUCCUGCCAGCAUUACAUUGCCAAUGAGGUCCCUCUGUACCUAACAUUCUGAAGCUCCAUGAGGCCUGGCUUCCAAAUGGGUUGUGUGUUCCAAAGUCUGUCCCACCGUGGUGGAGGCUGGGAUCAGAGGAUCCUCAUGGAGGCCAGGAGGGGGUCGGAGGUAUGGCGAGCCCCAGCGUCCCUUCCCACAGGGAGUGGUGGAUCUUCCUGAGCCACUGGAGGUGACUUCUGUGCCUGGACCCUCACCCCAGCAGGGUUAGGGCCAGCGAUAGUUGGGGGACAGGAGUUCUGAUGAGAGGAGUCAGGGAUGUAGGAUGAACCUGAUCAGCUCCUCCUUCAAUGGCUGGUUUUGUUCUUCCUUCUCUCUCCCCAGCCCACUUCCCCUUCUCCUUCUUUCAAGUUAGGAUUUCUUACUUCUCCUUGGCUCACUGGGAAACUGUUGUGUGAUUUCUGCAGCUUCCAGUGUCUGACCCUCCUCCCUUUUCUUCUCACUUCUCCCUGCUCCUUCCUUUCCUUUCCCUUCUGUUACUCCCCUCCUUCCUUCUCCCCUUCUCUCUCCUUCUUCCACCUCCCACUGCCCCAUACACCCCUUUUCCUUCCACUGAGAAACCUACUCCUGAGAUUUCCAUUGUUUUUUUUAAUUUCUGGGUAAGUAUGAGGGAAUGAAGUUCAAAAGAAGGAAACAAGUCUUCCUUCCAUGCCUUAUUUUUCCGUUGGACCCUAUGAAAAACCAGACCUCGCACCAGCAGCUAGAGGGCCAAGGCCUGCAGCCCACGGCCUGACCAUGAAAGCAGCGCCCCCUGCAGGUGGCACACGUACUGCCGGCCUCGCCGUGGCUGCACUGUUCCCAGCGGGGAAUCUGUCUGGGCCUGCAGCAACCUUAAUUCUUGCCUCCUCAGAAGAAAGAAUUUGACUGAGGGGCAGAAGGAGAGACUAAGGCGAAUGUUACAUAGCAGGAGUGAAAGUUUAUUAAAAAGCUUUGAGCAGGAAUGAAAGGAAGUAAAGUAACCUUGGAAGAGGGUGAAGCAUGUGACUUGGGAGAUCAAGUGUGCAGUUUGAUCUUUGACUUGGGGUCAUAUAUGUUGGCAUGCUUUCUGGGAGAUUGCGUCCCUUCUCCCCUGAUUCUUCCCUUGGGGUGAGCUGUCCGCAUGCGGGGUGGCCUGCCAGCAUUUCGGAGGGAGCAUGCGCAAUGUGUUUACUGGAGUUCUAUGCAUGCUCACUUGAGGUGUUCCUCCCUUACCAGUCCAGAAUUCCUAGAAGGUCAUACCACCUGAACUCCGCCAUUUUGCCUCUUCAUGCGCAUGCUUGAGCCCACUCACCCAGCUCCUGAGAUCUUAUCAGGAAGCUGCUUAUCACCGGUUUCAGGUUUUUCUAUCUAUUAGGAGACUGCCUUUCCCUGGCACUGGCUGACACCAAUUAUUAUUUUAGAGAAACAGUAUAACAACUGCCUGACCUGAGGGUCACCUGACAUUCUUGAUGGCAGUAAGAGGGACCUCUCCUGCCCUGCUCAUGUCUGCCUGACUACCUACUGUAACACUACCACUGCCUAUUUUGCAUCUGGUUCUCUUCAUUCCUACCUGGCCCUUGGAGACAGUGGAGCUCAAGACUCUUGAAUAAAGAAAAGCAACGUCAUAAGUAGAAAAUCGUUGAUCCUUAUCUGCAAAGGACAGAAGCACUCCAGAAUGGAAAUUGUGUUUUUACACAAAAGUAGUGUUUAGAGGCCAUAUUCCCACCUGAAGGAGGCUAGACAGAGUGAAGAACUCUAGGGGAAGGAACAAUGGGGCUGGAGGAGGUUUUAUAAGCUAUAAACAAGAACAGUCAUUUAGUUAUAUACAGGGAAAGAGGAGAGGUAGAUACAAGUCCCCAAAACCAGAAUGAUUUCCUUCCCUCCUUUCCCCUACUUCUUUUUAAAAUAGUAUUUAUUCCUUUUUUUCAGUUUAUCAUAGUGAUAGGGAUUACAGUUGGAGAAGAAAGCCACUUCUAGCCAGGCAUGGCACCUCACACCUGUAAUCCCAGCACUUUGGGAAGCUGAGGCAGG
This is a messenger RNA of Cercocebus atys (sooty mangabey), 9031 nucleotides long. RefSeq names its product nuclear receptor subfamily 3, group C, member 2 (gene NR3C2). Lineage: Eukaryota; Metazoa; Chordata; Mammalia; Primates; Cercopithecidae. The record is from RefSeq and is a predicted model, not a curated record. Gene Ontology annotation, molecular function: zinc ion binding; DNA-binding transcription factor activity; sequence-specific DNA binding. The transcript is spliced from 8 exons. Bases 259 to 2913 code for a protein of 884 amino acids. Gene Ontology annotation, biological process: regulation of DNA-templated transcription.